GCCGGUGUGAGCAGGGCGGGGGGAACGGCAAGAGCUGCGCGGGUUAGCGGUGGCGCCCGCGGAGAGUGAUGGCGGUGCGCAGCGCCGGGGCCACCUGAGGGGGGAUCUCCAUGGCGACGGCGCGUGUUUGGGAAGGUCCCUCCGCUUUCCCGUCCCCCGGUGCUGGUGCUGGUGGUGGUCGUGGCCGUCUUCCUGCGGCUGCAGCGGCCGCAGCCCCUCUCGGAGCGCACGGGAUGUGAGAGGGAGGCGCUGCCGCGGAAGGGAACUUCGCCCCGAGCAACUGAUUCCUUCUUCCUCACUCUCUCGCGCAAAAAAGAAGUCGCACCUCGGAAGGCGGUGCUGCGGGGAGCGGGUCGGCCGGCCUGCUUCCCCCCCAGCCUGAGCCCCGAGUGGCCUCGGUGUGGUUCAGUCCUGGAUGCCUGCUGACUGCUGCGCCUUGAGAAGUGCGCGUAAUAGGCGCCGUGUAGAAGUUAGAAGAGGCGCGCGAAGAGGGCUGGGGUAACGCAGACGGUGGCGGGUUUUUUAAAGACAGACCAGCACCUUUAUUCGAUCUGGGCUUCCAGCUCACUUAGUUUUCAUCAGAAUACUUGAAAUAAUUUAAUGUGGAUUAGUGGUACCAUCUGUUCCAAGAUUUGUUUAUUCUUUAAAGGAAAAGUCAUAAGUAUCAGCCCUUUGGAUUUAUCAUGAGACUUGCAAAGCAAAACAUCACCUCUUUGAUUAAUAAUACGAAAGACAAAUGGCUUGAAAAGGUGUCUGUAAAAUGUAACCAAGGUUCCAGUUUGGCGUCAUCUUGCUUCCAAUAUCAGCAGCAGCUUUGUUCCUUCAUCAAUGUAACAGUUUGGAAAGCUUUAGCAGCUGACGAAAUGAUUGAGAGUCGUGGAAAAUAUGAUUUCUACAUUGGUCUUGUCUUGGCCAUGAGCUCCAGUCUUUUUAUUGGAGGGAGUUUCAUCCUGAAGAAAAAAGGUCUCCUUCGAUUGGCCCGAAAAGGCUCUAUGAGAGCAGGACAAGGUGGCCAUGCGUACCUUAAAGAGUGGCUAUGGUGGGCUGGACUUUUGUCAAGUAAGUAACCGGAAAAACUAGAAACUGGCUGUUAGCCUAACCCCUUAGCAGGAGAGAAUAGUUCAUACAUU
Python bivittatus (Burmese python) is the source of this 1130-nucleotide messenger RNA. The record is from RefSeq and is a predicted model, not a curated record. Lineage: Eukaryota; Metazoa; Chordata; Lepidosauria; Squamata; Pythonidae.